AUGACCUCAAAUAUGAUCGAACAGGGUCCUGGUAAUUUCCACUUGUCCAUUGACGAGUCUGUAUUUUCGGCUCUUUUGGAAUGUGCUUAUUCUGACCCAAAGCAUCAGGUUAUUGGUUAUCUUGGAGGAAAAUGUAGCAUUGGCAAAUCUGAUAUGAUCAUAUGUCAUGUUAGUCAAUUUGUAGCUUUGGAAAGGUGUAUUCCUUCUCUACUGACUGACACAGUGAAAGAGAUUAAUCUGGCUUAUGAAGAAACAAUCAAAAAAUUUAAGGAUAUGGGACUAAUAUUAGUAGGCUGGUAUCGAAGUAACAUCUCAUCUAAUUCUAAUUCGAUUAUUACACAAGCUGAUAUUAUAAAACAACAAAAAUUACAAACACAACAUCCAAAUAGUGCUGGUAUUAUCAUUUCAAUAUCUACAACAGGAUUUCCCUCACUAGGUCCAAAAGGACAAAUAUCAGAUGGAAUAACUAACACAUUUUGUAUUUUUAGAACAUCUGAAAAUACCAUUCUAAAUGACUUUGAUGCUAUUAACACACCAUCACAAGGUACCAAAUCUAAAAAUGGUAAAAUAUCGAAAGGAAAAGGCAAGGAGUUGCCUAAGGUCAACAGGGUAACAUUUAGUGUAAAUAAACAAUUAUAUACUUGUCCAAGUGUUAUGCAACAACUUUGUUGCGCAUUGAUGACAAUUCUUCAUGAAUCAAAACAGGUAUAUAAUGAACAAAUAUUGGAUUGCGAGAAUAGAAUUGGUCAAAAGGUAUUCGUUGACUCACAAUAUGAAUCGUUUCUUUUGAAUUUUUUGAGAAAAUCAGUAGUUCAGUUUGAUAGGUCAGUGGAUCAAGAUUUUAGAUCAUUAUCAAUUGCAAAACAUCAUGCUAAGAUGUUAAUAAGUAAACAUUUGAAUGAAACAUUGGGAAUAUUACAACAAAAUAAGAUUAAAGAUGAAAAUCAAUUAAAUUUAUGGCGAAGGAAGCUUGAAAAAUUGAUAGAAAAUAUGGCAAUGCAAAGAUUAUCUAAAAAAGAAAAGGAAAUGAAAAAAAAUAAUCCAUCAGAGUUUGAUUUAAAUAAAUGGCCUAACUUGAAAUCGUCACUAGAGAAUGCAAAUGGUUCUGAUACACUGUUAGGAUAUAAAUUAUCAGAAAAUUUUAAAGAAUUUACUAUAAAAAAAAAUGAACUUGAUUUAAUGAAUGAAAAAUCUGGUGUAUCACAAUCACAUAAUAUAAUUCUUUUGGAUGAUAUACCCGAGGAGGAGGCUACUGCUCUACCAUAG
Molecule: messenger RNA, 1266 nt
Organism: Entrophospora candida
Lineage: Eukaryota; Fungi; Glomeromycota; Glomeromycetes; Entrophosporales; Entrophosporaceae
Source: the annotation of a GenBank genome assembly